AUGGAGUCAUAUCAGAGGGCGUAUCCUCUUAUAUUGCGCCUGCACAUGCUGACAGAAAUCGAACAUGUCCUGCAUCUUUUCUUUAGCCAAGCAGACAAGAGCCAAGACGCAAAGAGGAUGGUCAUUGAGACUGUGAAGAGCUCAUGGGAAAAGAGGUUUGAGCACACACAGGCGGGGCUGAUGGGAAGAGAGCCUCUGCUUGCUCUGCGACGUGUGCUCUUUCAAAUGUUGGAUCUCAAAGCAGAAGUGGCUGAUAGUUGGCUCUACUUUGCAAAGGCAGCUCGACAUGCUGGGCAUGAAAGUACAGCACAUAGUGCGAUCAUGCAAGCAGAAAGGUACGGGGCAUUAAAGGCUCACGUUGAGAGGGCGAAGCUGAAGUGGAGCAAUCCGAUGGAGCGAUAUGACGCGGUUCGAGUCCUGAGGGAAUACAUCGAUAUCCAUAGUCAGUCGCCUACUAGUGACAUGGGAAUAACUGCCAAGGCGAUCGUGCUCCAUUGGAAGUGGACCCAAGAGCUGGGAAUGCAAGAGAUUUCUCAGAUCAUUGAAAAUUUUCAAGAGCAUUGCACACGUUUGCCUGCCAACCAUCGAGAAUCAGAGAAAAUCAACUUUCUUCUUGGGCAUUUCUUCGACAUCUCACUCUUUCCAGACAGAACAGGUGCAAGUAAGUUCGAAGGGAAUGGCAACAAUGGUUGUCGAGUCACAAACAGAAAAGACAGUCAACUCCUUCCUUCCAUCCUGAAUCACUACGCGACCAGCCUUCAAUACGGGCACAAGUACAUUUUCCAAUCCUUACCACGACUGCUUACGUUAUGGUUUGAAAACGCGGAAAACCCAAGCGUUUCACCAGAGAUAAAGAAGCAGCUCCAUCAAGCCCUUCAGAAGAUGAAGAGCAAUGUUCCUUCUUACACAUGGUUGUCUGUGUUCUCGCAACUUAUUUCACGUAUUUGUCAUACGGACCCAGACGUUCUCUCGUGUCUCAUCAGCAUCAUCGCGUCUGUCUUCAUCAAGCAUCCAGCCGAGUGCUUGUGGCAGAUGGUUGCUGUCGUCAGGUCGAAUCAACCUCCUCGCAGGAAACCGGCGAGAGAAGCCUUGACCAUGGCGUUGAAUCAGUUGAAGAACGACCAGAACCUUCGCAGCAAAGUGGAGGACAUCCUGAAAGCGUACAUCGGGCAAGAUCACAGGCACGGUUUCGUGGACGAGCUGGUCAAACUCUGCAAUGUAGCGUGGAAGAAGGAUCUCAAGUCCAAGACGAUGAACAUACAGCAGGAAGGCGUCAACCUGAUCCGAAUGAUGAAAUCGCCGCAGAUGAAGAACAAAAUCCUCAUGCCUGAGCAAGCCAUGUUGAUCCCAGUCCUGCCCUGCGAUGGCAGAGCAAGCAUGUCGCACAAUCCCUAUCCAGAGAACUCUGUCUUUGUGAAGGACUUCGAAGAGCAGGUCGAAGUGAUGCAAUCAGUUCAAAAACCUGUUGUUGUGCGAAUCCUUGGCAGUGAUGGAAAGGGCUACAGGUUUCUAUGCAAGCCCAACGAUGAUCUAAGAAAAGACAGUCGGAUGAUGGACUUCAACACGAUGAUUAAUCGUUUGCUGCUCAACGACAGUGACUCCAGGAAACGCAAUCUUUGCAUAAGAACAUUUGCUGUUGUUCCAUUGAACGAGACCAACGGUAUCAUCCAGUGGGUGAACAACACGAACGUGAUUCGAGGGAUCCUGAACGCACUUUACGAGUCAGAGUUUGGCAAGGACUACCACAGCACCAAGAAGAUAUCUGACAUGUACUCAAAGCGGUUAAAGCCCAAAGGAGAUCUCCACGAGAUAGACUUCUACAGGCUAUUGACCAACAAGUAUCCUCCAAUCUUCCACAAGUGGUUCUUGAACAACUUCAGAGAUCCAGCUACCUGGGUGCUGGCUCGCAACGCGUUUGUUCGCUCAACCGCCGUAUGGAGCAUGGUCGGCUAUGUGAUCGGCCUGGGCGACAGGCAUGCCGAGAACAUUCUGAUCGAGUCAACGUCUGGCGAUUGUAUCCACGUGGACUUUGCCUGCAUCUUCAACAAAGGCGAAACUCUCCAAGUGCCGGAAAGAGUUCCCUUCCGCCUGACCCCAAACAUGAUCGACCCGAUGGGCGUGUGCGGGUACAAGGGAGCCUUCACUAGCAUGUGCACUGUAACCAUGAGGAUUCUCAGAGACAAUUGGGACUCGCUCAUGAACGUGCUGGAAACUUUCGCUCACGACCCCCUCGUCGAGUGGAUCAAGAAGGACAGUGACCGGCAUCAAAGUGAAAGCACGCAGAAGCUCGGCAAAUGCGAGCGGAGGCUACGGGGGGAGGUUACGAGGUUCCCAGACCGGCGAGACAUCAGGCAGCUCUUGUCGGUGAGCGGACAAGUCAGAGCAGUGAUAGCAGAGGCAGUUGACCCUGAGAACCUCAGUCAGAUGUACAAGUGGUGGAUGCCAUGGUUGUAG
Molecule: messenger RNA, 2454 nt
Organism: Guillardia theta CCMP2712
Lineage: Eukaryota; Cryptophyceae; Pyrenomonadales; Geminigeraceae
Gene: ATR
Product: Rad3 DNA damage checkpoint
Exons: 1
Coding region: 1-2454 (817 amino acids)
Biological process (GO): DNA damage checkpoint signaling; telomere maintenance; protein phosphorylation
Cellular component (GO): nucleus
Molecular function (GO): protein serine/threonine kinase activity; protein binding
Source: RefSeq, a predicted model, not a curated record